UUGUAGCUCAUUUGCCCCUUGGACGGGAACUCUUACCAGCCACAUUCCAUUACAUGUAUUAAUGAGAUGAAAAAGGGGUUUAUUUAGCAGUUGUGUUGUAUACAAGCUGCCACCAGCAUGACAGGAUUGACUGAUUACAUCUUAUUAAAUAUGGAUGUGGGCUUCACUGAGAGCAAUAAGUAAACACGGCAGUCGUUUCCUCUUGUCCUUUGUCUCUGCCUGUGUGUGUGUGUGUGUCUCUGUCUCCGUGUGUGUCUGUCUGCGUGUGUGUCUCCCUCCACGCCUCAGCACAGCACCAGUUGCCUUUCUUUGCAGAAGCUGCAGCAGCUGUACGCACACACACACACACACACACGAUGAUCUCCCUCUCACUCCGGAAACCUUAUGUUCUUAACAAGACUGUGAAGAUUCUGCAGAAACCAUGGAUAAAACGGACAGGAUUACCUGCAGCCACUCGCGGCAUCCACGUGGACUCUCCCCCCAUCAUCCCAACUCUCACCACCAGUUAUGCCCACGGCACCUCGUCCACAUCGUUGCUGCACACCACAAUAGCGGAGUCUCUUCUCAGGACGGUGGAGCGCUUUCCUGACAGAGAGGCCAUGGCCUUUCUACAAGACGGAGUCCGUAAAACGUUUGCACAGUUCCAGCACGAUGUGGACAAGCUUGCAGCUGGACUGCUGGCGACUGGGCUGAACAAAGGCGACAGGCUCGGCAUGUGGGGGCCCAACACGUAUGAAUGGAUGUUGUUCCAGUUCGCCACAGCCAAAGCUGGCAUUAUCCUGGUGGCUUUGAACCCAGCAUACCAGCUGCAGGAGGUGGAGUUUGUCUUGCACAAGGUCGGGUGUAAAGCCGUCGCGUGUCCCACACAGUUUAAGACUCAGAAGUUCUGUAACAUUCUGCAACAAAUAUGCCCAGAGAUCGAAGCGUCCAGCCCCAUGGACAUCAGGAGUGCCAGACUUCCAGAUCUUCGCACUGUGAUUGUUUUAGAUAGUCGACAGCCUGGAAUGCUUCACAUGGACGACGUCAUGCAGGCUGGCAGCAGUCAGUACGUGCAGCAGCUGCAGGAUCUGCAGAAGAAGAUCUCCUCUGACGAUCCAAUAAACAUCCAGUUCACUUCGGGCACAACUGGAUACCCAAAGGGUGCCACGUUGUCUCAUCACAACAUUGUCAACAAUGCUUACUUUGUUGGCAAGAGAACGGGAUACACCUGGAGGCCUCACACUCGAAUCUGUCUGCCUGUGCCGAUGUACCACUGCUUUGGCUCUGUGGGUGGUGGGUUAUGUAUGGCCAUUCAUGGCGUCUCCCUUGUCUUUCCCUCCCAAGGGUACGAUGGAAGAGCCAACUUAGCAGCUAUGGAGAGCGAACGGUGUACCUUCAUCUAUGGCACCCCCACCAUGUAUGUGGACAUGAUUAACCAGCCAGACUUUGCUAAGUUUGAUCUUUCAUCAGUGAAAACGGGCAUCAUGGCUGGUUCCCCAUGUCCUCCAGAACUCGUGAGGCAAGUGUUCUCUGUCAUGGGCAUCAAGGAAAUAACUGUUGGUUAUGGGACCACGGAGAACAGCCCUGUGACGUUCUGCGCCUCCCCGACGGACAACAUGGAGAGGAAGAGCGAGACCGUCGGCUUCAUUAUGGACCACGUCGAGGCUAAAAUAGUGAACCCUUCCACUGGAGAGGUGGUACCUCUGGGAACGACAGGAGAGAUAAUGAUCAGAGGAUACUGUGUGAUGCUGGAGUACUGGAAUGACAAAGAGAAAACAAUGGAGUGCAUCGGUAAAGACGGCUGGUACAAAACUGGAGACAUUGGCAGCAUGGACGGGUACAGCUACUGUCGCAUUCAGGGCCGCAUCAAGGACAUGAUCAUCAGAGGAGGAGAGAACAUUUACCCAGCUGAGAUUGAACAGUUCCUGCACACACACCCCAAAGUGAAGGAAGUGCAGGUGGUUGGAGUGAGGGAUGCUCGUAUGGGUGAAGAAGUCUGUGCCUGUGUCAUCCUGGCGGAAGGACAGGACUGUACUGUAGAAGAUAUCAAAGCUUUCUGCAAGGACAAGAUUGCUCACUUCAAGAUCCCUCGCUACGUACUUUUUGAAACGAGCUUCCCACUCACCAUGACUGGAAAGAUCCAGAAGUAUAAACUGUCUGAGGUGGCCGAGGAGAAGCUGGGGCUGAAGAAAGAAAAAUGAGGAGCGCUGCUCUUGUAUGGGCAGAAUGAAAUUACUGUGAACCGUGUACCCCAAACAAUAAUUAUUAUUACAUACCAAGCUGUAGAGAAGCUUAAAGACAUUUAGUCAUGUCAUGUAUUUUUCUCACAGCCGACGGAUGUACAUGUAAACCUUUGAUUAAUCAGUCUUACAAAUAAUACACUUACAGUAUUUUGUUUUAAAAUAAUUUGAACUAUCUGCCUUUUUUGUAAUUUCUUUUCCAUUUGAAGCUUUAGAUCUUCACUGGGAAACUUGGUUUUGGAGCUUAGCGUCUCACGUACUGGGGGAGUUCUUUUUUUAUAUUAUUGUGAGGAUGAGAUUUAUUGAAACAAUAAAAAAUAAAGAAUAACACCAGA
Messenger RNA from Solea solea (common sole), 2554 nucleotides. RefSeq names its product acyl-CoA synthetase family member 2 (gene acsf2). Bases 357 to 2180 code for a protein of 607 amino acids. The transcript is spliced from 16 exons. Gene Ontology annotation, biological process: fatty acid metabolic process. Lineage: Eukaryota; Metazoa; Chordata; Actinopteri; Pleuronectiformes; Soleidae. The record is from RefSeq and is a predicted model, not a curated record. Gene Ontology annotation, molecular function: medium-chain fatty acid-CoA ligase activity.